Messenger RNA from Caenorhabditis angaria, 345 nucleotides. Lineage: Eukaryota; Metazoa; Nematoda; Chromadorea; Rhabditida; Rhabditidae. The record is from the annotation of a GenBank genome assembly.
AUGUCUACUAGUCUACCAGUUGCCACGUCAUCUCCACCAUCUCCCCCACAAAUUCCUCAAUCCGCCCAAAAUCCGUCAUCAUUUCCCACACCAUUCCCACACUUUGGUUAUUUAUUCGCCGCCGGAAAUCCGAUGGCGAAUCCAUUUUUGGCAGCAGCCGCAGCGACGCAACCUGCGACACCUGCGGCAGUUGCGGCAGCUGCAGCCGCCGCUGCUGCAGCUCAACAACAACAUCAGAAUCGAUUCAAGAUUAAAAGACAUCGACAAAGAGUGGAUGCGGGAGAGCCGAGAAAUACAUAUCAGGUUUGUAAAAGGGGCAUUUUUAAUUUAACACCGAAAUACUGA